AUGAGCCAAGCGGCCGCAACGGACCCCUCGCCGGCUCCAACUUCUCCUCCGUCCUUCUCCGAAGACGCAGCAACGACAGGAACCAACACCACCACGACCACUGCGACGGCGUCGCCAGCCCUGCAGCAGCAGCAACAGCUAGGAGAAGCCACGCCACCGACGGAUCAGGAGGUCCACGAGAUCACCACCACGCUCGCCGCAGCCGCAGCCGCCAAGGAUCCGGCCGCCGCUACUACUGCUGCCUUUGCAGCUGCGAGUCCGUCGGCUGCCGCGGCCGAAGGUAUAUCCGUCACAACUACUGCUACUAGCGAGACGAACGACAACAACGAUCACAACGGUAACCCGAAUCCAGAGGGGAUCCUCAUCCUCGACGACGACGAAGAGGUUACGAGCUACUGGGAUGCUGAGGCCAUGGCUCCGCUCAACGCAGUCUCUGCGGCGGCCAUCGCGCGCCUGCGACGAUACGUCCCGCCCGCAUUCCCGCUCUGGGACCGACUUCCUGUGAGCCGCCGAGCGGCCGUUUUGGUUUUACUCUACGCAGAUCGCAGGGGCGAUUUGCGCGUCGUCAUCACGAUGCGCGCGGCCAGCCUGCGGAGCUUCUCAGGACACGCGGCGUUCCCGGGAGGCAAGGCAGAUACAUUGCAAGAGACACCGUACGAGAUUGCUAGAAGGGAAGCGUGGGAGGAGAUUGGGCUACCCAUGGACGACGCCCGCAUCCCGAAACCCUUCAAGAUCGAGCCCCUCUGCUACCUCCCCUACAACCUCGCCCGGACGGAGCUCGUCGUCCGCCCCUGCGUGGCCUUUCUCCACGCCGACGAGGAACCGGACGAGGACCCGAGCCCGCUCGUCGAGGAGCGCAUGAUCCCGCGUCUGGACGCCAAGGAGGUCGCCGCCGUCUUCUCCGCGCCCUUUCAAAACUUCCUUCGCGCAAAGGACGCAGAUAUUCCCUCAUCCUCCUCAAAGGUCCUCCCGCCGGGCCACUGGUACGACGGCAACUGGAUCCAGUGGAAAGAUCACCCGUGGCGUGUGCAUAAUUUCUACGUCCCCGUUGACGACCAGCGCGUUACGACGCCGGGGAACGCGAUGGAGGUGGACCACCCGCAGAGCAAUCUCGCCGAAAAGCUCGAAGAGGAGACGGAAAAGGAGGGCGGCGGGCGGUUCAAGGUGUGGGGUCUGACGGCGCACAUGCUCGUCGAUUGCGCGCGGAUCGCGUACGGCAAGGACCCCGAGUUUGAGUGUAAUUCGCACUUUGGCGACGAGGACAUUAUUCUACAGGCGGAGAGGGAGGGGAGCCUGGUGGAGAAGAAGAGGAAGCGGGAUGAUGUGGCGGCGAAGACGACGACGGGCACGGAGGAUGGGAGGGCAGAGAAAGCGGAACCUGCGAAGAUGUAA
Colletotrichum orchidophilum is the source of this 1392-nucleotide messenger RNA. Its product is annotated as NUDIX domain-containing protein. The transcript has 3 exons. Gene Ontology annotation, molecular function: acetyl-CoA hydrolase activity; coenzyme A diphosphatase activity. Gene Ontology annotation, biological process: coenzyme A catabolic process. Lineage: Eukaryota; Fungi; Ascomycota; Sordariomycetes; Glomerellales; Glomerellaceae. The coding region runs from base 1 to 1392 and encodes 463 amino acids. The record is from RefSeq and is a predicted model, not a curated record.